Messenger RNA from Nelumbo nucifera (sacred lotus), 2428 nucleotides. RefSeq names its product 2-oxoglutarate (2OG) and Fe(II)-dependent oxygenase superfamily protein. The record is from RefSeq and is a predicted model, not a curated record. NCBI's taxonomy places the organism in Eukaryota, Viridiplantae, Streptophyta, Magnoliopsida, Proteales, Nelumbonaceae.
CCAAGGACUCACGUCCAGUCGACCAUCUCCAAACUUUAUUCCAUUUAACUUCCUGAUUUCUCUCUCCACGAUCUAGUGUCACCUCUCUCUCUCUCUCUCUCUUCUGUUCCGUCUUCCUACCAUCCUCAUCGUCCUCUCCUUCCGAAAACCGCAACGAGCAAGAACCCCUCGACCUCUCCUACUUCAAUCAAUCAGCCGUUGACAGUUACUGUCGACUCAAAUUUCUUCAUUACACUAUUUUCCUAGAGUAAGCCCACAUGCUCUGUCGUUCUUCUUCCUUGUCGUCUUCGGAUCAUUGAAGCUUAAGGCAGGUCUUCUUCAACUUUCGUUUCUGUGUCAAAUCCACAAGAUCAGGUCAUUAUAGAAAUUCUAACGAAGUUCGGAAGCCUUCUGAUUUUCGUGCACUGAAUCUCUUCAAUAAAUGGUCUGCCAACAUUCCUAAGCUACAGGUUCAACUCAAGGCUUUAAUACAUGUGAACUGUGUUCUUGAAUGGGUGCUAUGGCAGGCAACAACCUGCCAUCUCUUGGUCGUGUUAAACUCACUGAUCUGAUAGCAUCUGAAGGUCUCCCUUCUGAUUCCUAUAAAAUAUCUGUGUCAACUUUAUCACAAUCUCUAGCACAGUAUUCUGCUGCCAUUAUUCAGUUGCCAGGGAAUGAUGGGGCCCUUUUAAGAUCUGGGCUGGAUUCUGCUCGCCUUUACUUCCAUCAAAGAUCAUCAUAUUCAGCUGCAGAAAUGGUUCAUACAAAUGAUUCCCGUGAAUGGUGCAAGACAUCUGGUUAUUAUGCAGAUCCUCAACUUUGGCAAGAAACCUAUGAUUACAGACCAGGCCUGACUCCUACUGAGCCUAACAACACUAUGGAGUUACCUCCUGCUGGUUUGCCUGACGUAUUUGCAUUACUUGGAAAGGCAGCUAGGGAUAUCUUGGAUGCUAUCAGCUUUUCCUUGAAUUUACGUAGUUCUCCAUUUACUGAAAUUCUUGACAAUGUACCCUUAAGAAGUCGGGAAAUUUCAUCAUCAGUUCUGACAGUCUGUUGUCAUUCAAGGCCAUCGUUCCAGGGAGCACAACGCCAUGGUUUGACUACACAGGAGGAUGGACAACUAGUUAUGUUUCCUGACCAUGAUCAUCAAGCUGAUAAAAGCUUGAUCACUGUUGUUAAGUCAGAUAAAGCAGGUUUACAUAUAAGAGACUUUCAUGGGCGUUGGAUACUUGUAGAUGGUGAUAUUGGUCCCCAAGAGGCAGUUGUCUUCCCUGGGCUAGCCCUUUACCAGGCAACUGCAGGUUAUGUAAGCCCUGCUCUGCACCGGAUAGAAACUGGUAACCUACAAGGUAACAUGUAUGGACGCUGUUCCUUGGUAUUCAAGCUCAUGCCUAAAUCCAUGGCAAGUUUCAACUGCUCUGAGAUGGCUGCUGCUGGUCAUGGCAUUGAAGCUCAGUUCCAGCUUCCAAUACCAGUUGAUGACUUCAUGCAGAGAUCCCAUCCGACUGAUCAACUCUUUACUAGGCACAGCUUCCCAAAUUAUAAUUUCACAGCAGGCCAAGACGGAUCUUUGAAGCCUCUGCUAAAGAGGAGGAAGAAUAAUACGAGGUGUAAACCUCUGCCACCUUCCAAGAGGUUGAGGCUUGAGGCACAGAGGGUACUGAAGGAGCGAGUCCAGGAAAUUGCUGACAAGAAGGGCAUCAAGCUGAGGUUCUGUAAUCUUAAGGAGUGUGAAGGCCACUUACAAUCUCUGGACAGCCCCUGUGGUAGCAUACGGAUGGAGAUAGGUUGGCCACCAGGGGUCCCAUUUGUUCAUCCCCAUGAUCUACCGAAUAAAGCAAAGCUGGGUUUCCUUGAAGCAUAUGAACCUGGUUGGACAGCAUCUCAAGAUAUGGAGAAUCAACCGUUAUAAAUUUUAAUGUUUACCCACCCUAUGUAAUCCUGUGAUGACAUAAUCUCAGCUAAAAGCAUAGCUUAAUCUCCUAAUCCUGUACACGUGGCAGAAAUGUACAUUACCCUUUUGUAAUUCGCAUAAAAGCCCUGAAGAGGAUGUAAGCUUGGAUUAUCUGAAAGGCCAAGUAGCAGUUGAUUGUAAAUAGGUAAAGCCAACUACGACUACUUCAAAGUUUCUUUCAGGAAAAGGUAGAUUUGAAGCUUAUGUUUGUCACUUCUGUAGAUUUUUAUGGAGUUGUUAUUGACAGAAUAAACAUGAUCAUUCACAUUUGAAGAGUUUACAGAGACGUGCGAUAGCGAGGCAACGUUACCUGAUCAUUGAGCGGUUGUAAGUUGACAAAAGGAGGGGGGAAAUGUUUUAGUUGUACUUGUACAAACAUUGCACUAUGAAAAUAAAUUUAGUGAAUGGGCCACUAUUUUAUUUCAGCAACUACUUUGUAUUUUAUGUUGAGUUUGAAAGUUCUCAUUUGUGUUUAAAAUAAAAAAGAGGAAGUUC